ACAUCCAUCAUACCCUUGUGCUCCUCCAGUACAAGAGUAAACACAAAGAAGUCCCUGCCUCUCUCAACAAGUUUCCUCCUUCACUCUUCUUCUUCUUUCAUAGCCUCUCUCAAACUCUCUCCUCUUCGUUCACACUCAGCAAUCAUGCCUACAGUGACUGUAAAAUGGCAAAAAGAGUUGUUAAAAAAGGUGGAAAUUGAUCCAAGUCUCCCACCACUAGUCUUUAAAUCGCAGUUGUAUGAUCUUACUGGAGUGCCUCCAGAAAGGCAAAAGAUUAUGAUUAACGGUGGUUUGUUAAAGGAUGAUGAUGAUUGGUCGACAUUAAAUGUAAAAGAGGGGCAAAAACUAAUGAUGAUGGGAACUGCGGAUGAGAUUGUGAAAGCUCCAGAGAAGGGUCCUGUUUUUAUGGAAGACCUCCCGGAAGAAGAACAGGCCGUUGCUGUGGGACACACUGCUGGUUUGUAUAAUUUGGGAAACACGUGCUACAUGAACUCUACCCUGCAAUGCUUGCAUUCAGUUCCUGAGUUGAAAUCUGAGCUAAUUAAGUAUCCUGGAAAAACCAAUGACUUGGAUCAGUCUUCACAUCUACUGACUAUUGCAACCCGGGAUCUGUUUGGCGAGCUAGAUCGAAAUGUGAAACCUGUCUCCCCGAUGCAGUUUUGGAUGAUGUUGCGGAAAAAGUAUCCACAGUUUGGCCAGCUGCAUAAUGGAGCCUUCAUGCAACAGGAUGCGGAGGAAUGUUGGACCCAAAUCAUGUAUACUCUUUCACAGUCUCUUAAAGCACCAAAUGGCAGUGAAAAUCCUGAAGCUGUGAAGAAACUUUUUGGAAUUGAUCUUGUCAGCAGGGUGCAUUGUGCAGAAAGUGGUGAAGAAAGCUCAGAGGCAGAGUCAGUAUACUCACUUAAAUGCCAUAUCUCCCAUGAAGUAAACCAUCUGCACGAGGGAUUAAAGCAUGGCCUGAAAUCAGAGUUAGAAAAGGUUUCACCUUCCUUGGGGCGCAGUUCAAUUUAUCUGAAAGAAUCACGCAUCAAUGACUUACCAAGGUAUUUGACCGUCCAGUUUGUUCGAUUUUUCUGGAAGAGGGAAUCAAACCAGAAAGCAAAGAUUUUGCGGAAAGUGGACUACCCAUUGGAGUUGGAUGUGUAUGAUCUGUGCUCGGAUGAACUUCGCAAAAAGUUGGAAGUUCCACGCAAGCUUUUGAGAGAUGAGGAAGGAAGGAAAGCUGGUCUGAAAAUUGAUGAAAAGAAGUCAAAAGACACUGAUGUCAAGAUGCUUGACGCAGAGGGAUCAUCAAGUGCAAAAGGGGAAUCAUCGGCCGCUUCAUCUCAGGAAGGUGCUACUUCUGAAAGUGAGGGGCAAUUAACUGGAGUUUAUGAGUUAGUUUCUGUCUUAACGCAUAAAGGAAGGAGUGCUGACUCAGGGCAUUACGUUGCUUGGGUAAAACAAGAAAGUGGUAAAUGGAUUCAAUUCGAUGACGACAAUCCGAUUCCACAACGCGAAGAAGACAUUACAAAACUCUCUGGUGGAGGUGACUGGCAUAUGGCAUACAUUUGCAUGUACAAGGCUCGUGUUAUCCGUAACUAGGUAGGUUCUCAGUUUAUUUAACAUCAACUGAGGUAUCACUUUUUAUGGUUGAUAACCGGGAGAGAUUUUCAAGGGGAAACUUUAUUUUAUAACUGAAAAUAGUUUGUAUACUUUUGAGUCCCCCUCCCUAAAGGAUUUACAGAAAUAGCCAUUGUUUUCUUCUAUAUUAUUCAAUUUGAUCUUUUCCGUACUGUCAGCACGCAACCUGAUAGCCAUUUGUUUGCCAUGAUAGCUUCUCAGUUAGCUCUUCAUACUUGGUUCUGAUA
This is a messenger RNA of Papaver somniferum (opium poppy), 1850 nucleotides long. Its product is annotated as ubiquitin carboxyl-terminal hydrolase 6-like. The coding region runs from base 145 to 1584 and encodes 479 amino acids. The transcript has 18 exons. The record is from RefSeq and is a predicted model, not a curated record. Gene Ontology annotation, molecular function: proteasome binding; cysteine-type deubiquitinase activity; protein binding. Gene Ontology annotation, biological process: protein deubiquitination; proteasome-mediated ubiquitin-dependent protein catabolic process; regulation of proteasomal protein catabolic process. NCBI's taxonomy places the organism in Eukaryota, Viridiplantae, Streptophyta, Magnoliopsida, Ranunculales, Papaveraceae.